Molecule: messenger RNA, 2898 nt
Organism: Cantharellus anzutake
Lineage: Eukaryota; Fungi; Basidiomycota; Agaricomycetes; Cantharellales; Hydnaceae
Product: PINIT domain-containing protein
Exons: 7
Coding region: 471-2456 (661 amino acids)
Biological process (GO): protein sumoylation
Molecular function (GO): zinc ion binding; SUMO ligase activity
Source: RefSeq, a predicted model, not a curated record
GAACAUUCCAUGUCAUCACUCGUACUGAAGAGGAUGGAGACUGUGGCGCACGCAAACGCGCCCAUUCCCUUUUGAGGAUCUUUGCGUGGGGGUUAAGAGACACUCUGUCGGAAGUAGAAGCAUUCUGAGAGGCUAGCUUUUUUAAUCUGCGAGCUUCCCUAAGUGCCAGUUGCUCCGGAGUAAGUGUGGGCGGCAUAGUAAAGGAGAGUUUGGUGAUUUUCCUGGCCCCAACAGAAGCCUGCCAAGAGGAGAGAAGGGCUUUCGGCAGCACACCCAGGAUGCUUAGGCUCGCCUGUCUAUGAAGGUACACGCUGAUAGUGAGGCGCGAAAAGCCUGCCGUAUUUGGAUUUGUUGACGUCGGGGUGUGGGGAAUGUGACUGGGCCUCACAAUCUUGGCUUAGCUAAGAAAACCUCCCUAAUUCCUUCCGUUCGCUACAGGUACUACUGCCAGGGCGCUCGUAACGUUUUCUAUGUCCGGAGUCUGGGACGACUUCCAUUCUGUAUGGACAAGUGUUGGCCACAACACUGUGGAUAGGUUGAAAGCCAUCAUAAAUGGGCUGAACGUAUCCUGCCGUACUAGUAUACCUAAGAGUGGGAAGAAACAAGAUCAUAUCGAUCGCAUUCGUGCAUUUUUGACGCACCUACGCGAAAAUGGCGACAUAGCGCUGUGGAAUGCAUCCAAAGCAGUCAUCUCUCCCCGCCCUCCUGCUGCUCCGACAUCCAGUACCACUGCUCCCUAUCCUACAGGCCCUCCACGAUCACACCCUUACACGCCUUCUGCAGCUGGUCCUUCCGGCUCUUCGACUGCCUGGACUCAGGCAAGAUCGCAUCUGAAUGGACCUGUGUACUCUGGCUCUUCCUCCUCCAAACCCACUAUCCGCUUCAAAUUGUCGCCUUUCUUUUCCGUAGAAAAUCCUUUGUCAGACAUCAUUUCAGUCUCUGAGACUAAGUCGAAUAGCGAGCGUGGCGCGGCGGUGGUCCAUUUCAGCUUGAACCAGGAAUUGCUAACGAAACUCUCGAGUCCGAGUCACCAAUUACGGCUUUACUGCACAAGUUCGAGCUUUUAUACUCCAGGAGGCAACGUAUGGUCAUCGCAGGCGUGCCCGAUUGAGUUCCCCCCCGUCUGCGAAUUGAAGAUGAACGGUCAUAUCGUCACAGCCAACACUCGAGGAAUGAAGAAGAAACCCGGGACGGCGCCCCCAGUAGAUUUAGGGAAAUACUCAAGUACAGGAUUGAAUAGAAUAGAUAUGACCUAUGUCAACAACUCGCAGCCCUUCGUGAUGAAGAAAUACUAUCUUCUUGCUAAUCUUGUUCGAGUAACAACAGUAGACCAGUGGGUGGAUAAGAUUCGAUCGUCCAAGCUGCGGUCGGCCGAGAUAGUCAAAGCUUCUCUGUUCAAGAAUAAGGAGGAAGAUGAUGAGAUCGUAGCUGGUGCACAGACGAUGUCCCUGAAGUGCCCGCUCAGUUAUAUGCGUCUCCGCACUCCAUGUCGUUCGCAGCUUUGUCUACAUUCACAAUGUUUUGACGCGACUAGCUGGUUCAUGAUGAUGGAGCAGACAACCACAUAUCUCUGCCCAGUAUGUGAUAAGGCUUUAAAUGUGGAUGACCUGAUCAUGGAUGGAUACGUUAGCGACAUCCUCAACGUCACACCUGAUACCGUCGAAGACGUUAUCAUUGAACCUGACGGAGAGUGGCAUACCGAAGGUGGCGAAUUCUCCUCCGCAGGAUGGGAGUCCAAAAAGCCGGCAUCUGUCAAUGUUAAACGCGAUCUGUCUCCGGAUCAGAAACCUAUGCUACCCUCUGCCCAACCCAAUGGCAACAAUGUUUUCUUUGUUGACUCGGACGAUGACGGUGAUGAACAGGUCCAUAAGCAUGACCUCUCGCACAUGUCCACUACUUCAAAGAGCUCCGGAGAGACACGUGUUGCUACCAGAGCAGGCGGUCGGGAAAAGGCACCCCAAGUCAUUGAUUUGACGUUUGAUUCCGACUCUGACUCUGACGGUAACCCUCGUGCUACCCCGCGACCAGCCACGAAUGGUUCAAAGCGCAGAGGAUCUCAUGAUGUCAAUGACCAACUUUCCAAACGUCUGCGGACAGACGACUCAGUCUCUUCAGGGGAUACAUAUGGCGGAAAUUAUGUUGGACGGCCUCCAGAUUGGACCGGUGGCAUGCCAGAUGUUGGGGCCCGAGGCUAUGGCGGCGGAAGGGAAAGCUCCGGGCAGUAUUAUUCAUGCUCUCCUCCGCAAACCUCAUCAUACCUGCCGCAUGUGACCCCUGCAGCAUCCAGCCCUUUUUUCACCUUCAACUCUCCUCGCCUUCGGAGUCCCCCCAUAACAUUCAUCGGUGGUUCCAGUGAUAGCUCUCGUCCACAUAUUCGCCUUCCACCGCUUCGUUCCCUUGAUAAUUCACGGUCUCCGCCGACUUCCGAGCCCCCACCGUCGUGGAUGCGGGACUGAUUGGCCGAGCAAUGUUGUUCCGAUGCGCCCUUGAUGUUCAGUUAUUUCUCGUGUGGUUCGCUUCGUGCGAGGUCCUUGACAUUAGUUACAUACAUAGUUGUAAUUAUUUUUUUUCCAUUCCCAUUGUCAUCCCAGUUCUAUCGUCCGGUCUAACUCGAUGUUAACGACCGUUUUCAUUCCAUUCUCGGGUCUUCCAUAUGCAAAUGAGAUGACAUAAGCGUCUUAGAUGCCGGGCUUUCCCGCUUGUUUCCGUCGUUAAAAGUUGGUUACGUUCCCUUUUUUCACAACAGUUGUACUAUCCCCCACUCCCCUAUACUUCAUUCACGCUAGCUGUCUGCGAUGGCUGACACCAAGAAAAAGACCAAGACUCCUAAGGAGUUCGCAGGUAUGUGCUUCUUUAGCUCCUACGCCGUGGCCACCUUUGGUGACACGGCUAUCUAUG